Ziziphus jujuba (common jujube) is the source of this 4032-nucleotide messenger RNA. RefSeq names its product sodium/hydrogen exchanger 8. Gene Ontology annotation, cellular component: chloroplast envelope; membrane. Gene Ontology annotation, molecular function: sodium:proton antiporter activity. The coding region runs from base 394 to 3834 and encodes 1146 amino acids. The transcript is spliced from 23 exons. Gene Ontology annotation, biological process: proton transmembrane transport. Lineage: Eukaryota; Viridiplantae; Streptophyta; Magnoliopsida; Rosales; Rhamnaceae. The record is from RefSeq and is a predicted model, not a curated record.
CAGGAACAACUUUGAACAAGUUACGGAGACACGACAAAAAGCCUUUUUUUUUUUAAUUUUUUAUUGGGCUGUGAGGAAUGCAAAUUAUAACAGACGGUAAUGGUAUCAUCCAACUGAAUCAACUUCGAUAGCUUCGCUUCCUACUUGGCUUCAAUGGCGCAUAUAGUCAGCGCUAAAGCUAUCCUUUUCGCUCUCUCUCUCUCUCUCUCUCUCUCUCUCUCUCUCUCCAGUCUCUAUUUGGUGCUUGUUGUGUGACUUAAGUGUUAUGUAAAUUGCGAAAAAAACCACUGACAAACAAUCCACGCCCAUUUAUUUCAAGCGUCGAGUCAAAGCUGGUCUCUGAUUUUCGCACCAAAACUCUCUCUCUCUCUCUCUCUCUUCCACUUCAGCUCCAUGGCUGGGGUGACGGAGACGAUGAUUCCGUACAGAAUACUGGAGGAGGAAGGCUCUUCUUCUUCUUCUUCAAAUCCAACGGAUGCGGUGAUAUUCGUAGGGCUGUGCUUGGUCGCCGGAAUCGCUUGCCGCCAUAUCCUACGAGGAACCAGAGUUCCUUAUACUGUCGCUUUGCUUGUGAUCGGCAUUGCUCUUGGAUCAUUAGAGUAUGGUACACAUCAUAAAUUGGGCAAGCUUGGGGAUGGCAUACGUAUUUGGGCAAAUAUUGAUCCUGAUCUUCUCUUGGCUGUUUUUCUUCCUGCCCUUCUUUUUGAAAGUUCAUUUUCGAUGGAAGUGCACCAAAUAAAGAGGUGCAUAGUACAAAUGUUUCUGCUAGCUGGUCCUGGUGUAGUGUUGUCAACCUUCUGUCUCGGAUCUGCUUUGAAGUUCACUUUCCCUUAUGACUGGAGUUGGAAAACGUCAUUGUUGCUUGGAGGUCUUCUAAGUGCUACUGAUCCUGUAGCUGUUGUUGCUCUAUUAAAAGAUCUUGGUGCAAGCAAAAAACUGAGUACUAUAAUUGAAGGGGAAUCCUUGAUGAAUGAUGGGACGGCGAUUGUAGUUUUUCAGCUGUUCUUUCAGAUGGUCUCCGGAAAGAGCUUUGAUUGGGGUGCCAUAAUUAAGUUUCUAACCCAAGUCUCUCUUGGAGCUGUAGGCAUUGGUCUGGCUUAUGGGAUAGCAUCUGUUCUGUGGCUUGGUUUUAUUUUUAAUGACACUGUGAUAGAGAUUACACUUACUUUAGCUGUGAGCUACAUCGCCUAUUUCACUGCACAAGAAGUUGCUGAUGUAUCUGGCGUUUUGACAGUCAUGACACUAGGGAUGUUCUAUGCUGCGGUUGCCAGGACAGCUUUUAAGGGUGACAGUCAACAAAGUUUGCAUCAUUUUUGGGAAAUGGUUGCUUAUAUCGCUAACACACUGAUUUUCAUCUUGAGUGGAGUUGUUAUAGCCGAAGGUGUUCUCGUCCAUGACAUCUUCGAAAAUGGGAAUUCAUGGGCAUACCUCAUUCUUCUGUAUGUUUAUGUACAAGUUUCCCGGCUAAUUGUUGUUGUAGUAUUAUUCCCCUUGCUUCGGUAUUUUGGCUAUGGCUUGGAUUGGAAAGAGGCUACAGUUCUCACAUGGUCAGGUUUGCGAGGGGCCGUUGCAUUGUCGCUUUCACUCUCGGUUAAGCGUUCUAGUGGUGGAUCGUCACUUCUUGGUUCUGAAACAGGAACUCUUUUUGUUUUCUUCACCGGUGGAAUUGUCUUCUUGACACUUAUUUUGAAUGGCUCAACCACACAAUUCGUUUUACAUCUUCUAGAUAUGGAUAAGCUAUCAGCAGCAAAGAGGCGCAUACUUGACUACACAAAGUAUGAAAUGUUGAACAAAGCAUUAGAGGCUUUUGGUGAUCUUGGAGAUGAUGAAGAACUGGGACCUGCUGACUGGGCCACAGUGAAAAGAUAUAUUGCAAGCUUAAAAAAUGUGGAAGGGGAACGUGCACACCCUCAUGAUUCAACUGAUGGUGAUAAUAGUCUGGACCAUAUGAAUCUGAAGGAUAUACGCAUACGCCUCUUGAAUGGUGUCCAAGCAGCUUACUGGGAGAUGCUUGAUGAGGGAAGGAUUACGCAAUCUACUGCGAAUCUUGUAAUGCAAUCAGUGGAUGAAGCACUUGACUUGGUUUCGGAUAAGCCUUUAUGUGACUGGAAAGGCUUAAAAGAUCAUGUUCAUUUCCCAAAUUAUUACAGGUUUCUUCAACCAAGCAUCUGCCCUCAAAAGUGGGUUACAUAUUUCACAGUGGAAAGGUUGGAAUCUGCAUGUUGUAUAUGUGCUGCCUUUCUCCGUGCCCAUAGAAUUGCAAGACAGCAGCUUCAUGACUUUAUAGGUGACAGUGAUGUUGCUUCUAUUGUCAUCAAUGAAAGUGAAGCUGAAGGAGAAGAAGCAAGAACAUUUUUGGAAGAUGUUCGCGUGUCAUUUCCCCAGGUUUUGCGUGUUGUGAAAACAAGACAAGUAACAUACUCCGUACUAAAUCAUUUAAUUGAUUAUGUCAAAAACCUUGAGAAGGUUGGCCUAUUGGAAGAAAAAGAGAUGCUUCAUCUUCACGAUGCUGUUCAGACUGACCUAAAAAAACUUCUAAGAAAUCCUCCUUCAGUGAAGAUUCCAAAAAUCAGUAAUAUGAUUAAUGUCCAUCCUUUGAUGGGAGCACUUCCUUCUUCUGUUCGUGAACCACUUGAAGGUUCUAUCAAAGAAACAAUGAAAUUGCGUGGUGUGACACUUUAUAGGGAGGGAUCCAAGCCUAGUGGUAUUUGGCUUAUUUCCAAUGGGACAGUCAAGUGGAUGAGUAAGAGCAUAAAAAACAAGCAUUCGUUGCAUCCAACUUUCACUCAUGGGAGUACUUUGGGCCUAUAUGAAGUGCUAACUGGAAAGCCAUAUCACUGUGACAUGAUAACAGAUUCUGUGGUUCUCUGUUUCUAUAUUGAAACUGACAAGAUAAUUUCAGCGCUGAGAUCUGACCCUUCAGUGGAAGACUUCUUGUGGCAGGAAAGUGCUAUUGUUCUUGCCAAACUGUUGCUUCCUCAAGUAUUUGAGAAAAUGGGAAUGCAAGAUUUAAGAGCUCUUGUUGCUGAAAGGUCGAUCAUGACCACAUACAUAAGGGGAGAAUCGAUAGAAGUUCCUUACCAUUCUAUUGGCAUUUUAUUAGAAGGAUUCAUCAAAACCCAAAGUAUCCUAGAAGAACUAAUUACAUCGCCUGCCCCUCUCCUGCCAUCACACAAGAAUCAAAGCUCUCAAAAUCUGGAAAGAACAGCAGCUUCCAGGGGAGCCAGUUUUUCGCACCAAAGUUCACAUUAUCUAGUUGAAACAAGAGCAAGAGUCAUCAUUUUUGACAUUGCAGCAUUAGAAUCUGAUAGUAAACUCCAAAGAAGGUCUUCCUCAUUUUUACGCCAUUCCGCAGAUCUCCCACAUAGAUCUUUUAACAAAGAACAUGGCGGUCUUAUGAGUUGGCCUGAGAACUCUUACAAAGCAAGGCAACAUACGGAGAAGUCUGAAACAGUUGACCAGCAAAAAGCUAACAGCUUGUCCGCAAGGGCAAUGCAGUUGAGCAUUUAUGGCAGCAUGGUGGAAAUCCGGAGACGUACUCGAAGUUUUCCAAAUCAUAGUUCCAUUCAAUCAUCUCACAGUCUAUCAUAUCCGAACAUUUCAUCAAAUCUUGGCCGAACUCUUGUCUCUGUUAGAUCAGAAGGAUCUUCUACUCUCAGAAAGAACCUAGCGGCAAGAAAAUUCUCAGCAACAAAUACUUCGGCACCACUGCAAGACACAGAACUGAAAGAGGGUCAUGCAGCUGAUGCUUCCAGUGAUGAAUCUGGUGCUGAGGAUGAACUCAUAGUGAGAAUUGAUUCACCAAGUAAGCUUUCUUUUCAGCAGGCUUCUUGAAAGUAUGAGGGUUCACCAGCCCUUCUUUUAGUCUGUCAAUCCAUGAAAACCAAAUUGAUAAUUUACUUCUUUGUAGCAUAUUUUGUUUGUAUGAUUUACUUUCCUGUAACAUAUAUUGUCUGUAUGAUUUAGUGUUUGUAAAAACAUUCGCAAGAGCAGGAAAAUAUUAGUGUGUAAUAUAUGACUGGUUAUCAAGAA